Molecule: messenger RNA, 1584 nt
Organism: Juglans microcarpa x Juglans regia
Lineage: Eukaryota; Viridiplantae; Streptophyta; Magnoliopsida; Fagales; Juglandaceae
Product: zinc finger HIT domain-containing protein 2
Exons: 7
Coding region: 299-1459 (386 amino acids)
Source: RefSeq, a predicted model, not a curated record
AGCAAAACCCUAGCAACUUGCGUCUCACUGGUGCUGAGCUGCUCACCGAGCUUCUGAGUUAUGGCGGAGAUGAUCCUCACCUCCGAGAAACCUUCCAACUCUUCAUCGUUGAAUCCUCCUUCCCGGAUAAUUUGCCACGUCUUUUGGACUAGACUCGACCAUUUGGUUCAUCCUGGUUGCUCUAUGCUCUUAUUGGGAUGUAAAGGCCCUUUUUUUUCACAGGUUCUUGAACACUGAGAUAGACUGAGAUUAACAGGAGAAGUUAAAUUGGAGCGGAUCUGUGGCAAAAUUGUGUACUAUGUUCGGAAGGUGCCAGAAGCAAUUUUCACAAUAUACAUGCCCUCGAUGCAACUCUCGGUACUGUUCCCUCCACUGUUAUAAGUCGCAUAGUCUUCGAUGCACUGAGUCCUUCAUGCGAGAAAAUGUAGUUGAGGAGCUUCGGCAGAUGCAGUCCAAUGAUGAAACUAAACGGAAAAUGCUAGACAUAUUGAAGCGGUUCCAUUCAGAUGAGGAAAUAGAGAGCAUGGAUGAGGAUGAUUCAACUGUGUCUGAAGAGAUUAUUCAAAGGAUUUUGUCCGGAGAUCAAGUUAAUUUCGAUGAUUUAUCUGCAGUAGAGAAGAAACAGUUCCAUAGAGCGCUCGCAUCAGGGGAACUGAGUAAAAUGAUUGAGCCAUGGGAUCCAUGGUGGUUGAAGCCUUCUGCACGAACAAUAUCCCUCAGUCAGGAAGGAACUCAACUCAUCCAGGCACUUGACAAGCAGGAAGCAUCGGUAGUACCACAAGAAGAUUUAGAAGGUAACCAAUCAAGUGAGAUUCCUCCUGGCCCCGAAAGUCCACUACUUCCAAUUAGCAAGCUUAGUUCCACAGAGCCAUCACCAUUGUUGGCUGUUCACCUGGUUGACAUUUUAUAUAGCUACUGUUUUGCACUUCGACUAUACAACGGAGAAUGGCAAUCAGAUGCCAUAGGAUCAGCCAUGGUGGUGUUGAGUGUUUCCUCUGUCUUGGGUCAAGGCAGGCAACCAGAAACUGUGUUGGAAGCUCUGUCUCAUUGCUUGGAGCAAAUUUGCUCUCCAGCUUACAGACACAUGGGUGGCUUGCAACUUGGAUUGGCUCUUGUUGAAGAUGUGAUAAGCCUACUCUCUCUUGGGGGUCCUGCUUUGGUGUGUUCGCUUUGUGAUCUGCAGAGGCUGAUUCAGACUGGGGAGAAGGAACUGAAGUCGGAGAAACCCAAAAAGUACACAAGGGUGGAAAUUAGGAGUAAGCUCAAGCUUGCCGGGAGGAAGAUCUAUUUCAUGAUGUGUUGGGUCCAUGAGCAGCCGGGUGAAGCUUGGUCUUCCUUAGCAGCCAUUUUAGGUGCAGAGAAAAGCUCUGCAGUUGAUUAUUAUGGAGGCAGUAAGCAAGCUGUGAAAACGAACAAUAAGGAAGAAACCAGAGGCAAGGUUUUGGUUGAAGAGACUUAAGUGAUAGCAUAUGUUAUGAGGAUAGGUGAAUUAUUACCUUUUUGUUUUCUUAGCUGAAAAUGUAUAUGAAAAAUUUUCGUCAUCCGAAUCAAGCACGCAUAUGAAAGGAAUAUUGAAACUUUUUA